UUUCCCUCCACCAGACGCUCACAGACAAAUUAUAUUUCAAUUUUAGAAUACUUAUUUACAUUUCUACGUUAAUGAAAUGAAAAUGAGGGUGGCAAUGAUAUUUUCUUUUUUUGUGUUCUUCAUCAACGGUAAUAUAAUUGGUUCCAGUACACAGAAUUCGUUGGAUAUGCACAUAAAGGAGACGGAAAUCGCAGAUAUAAGACUGGACGUUAACGUUAUGAAAAGAAACUAUCAUGAUCUACUGAAAAGAGUAAUGGAUAACGAAAAUACAAUUGACUUGUUAGAAAAAGAUAAGCAGUAUUUGACACAUGAAGUAGAAAAUUUAAAAAGACAAUUAUCAUGCGAAAUAGAAGUAUUACAUAAUAUUACUGGGGAGCAUAAAAAAGAGCUGAAUGAAACAGAUUUUGAUUUAAAUUACUCUUUCAACAAAACGGUUCGUGAAAUGAGCUAUAAUGUUGAUGUGUUAGAAAAUAAGUUUUUGCGUUUAGAACUAGAAAGGUCUGAGGAAUCUAUUAAAAGAUGUACUAAUAAAACAGAAGUGGUCAGUGUUUGUACAUUUGAAACAAAAGUGGAAGAAAAAUGUGUAUUCUACAAUGAUGAAACUGGACUGGACAAACACAACUGGAGACGACAUCAGGGCAGAACAGGUUCACCUAAUACAGGUCCAAGCAAAGCAAUGGCUGGAAAUUACUACAUGUAUAUCGAAUCUGGCAGUAUGGGUCACUUAGAAAAUGCUCGUCUUGUUUCAAACAUUCUCCAACAAGGUGUCAAGAUGUGCUUGUCUUUUUAUUAUCACAUGUACGGUAGUGCCAUAGGGAUAUUGGAGGUGAUAGUUACUUCUUCGGGAGUCAAGCAAACCAUGUUCACAAGGUCAGGUAAUCAGGGCGACCAAUGGUAUUAUAAGAAGCUGUACAUUCAGUCUGCAUGUAAUUUACAGAUUAUCUUUAAUUCUAUUGAUGGACAAAAUUCUUAUGGAGACAUUGCAUUAGACAACAUUAUGUUGUUUGCAGGUGAAUGUGGACCACAAACCAUCCCACCUUAACACAGAUGUUGACAGUAUUGGUGGACAUCAGAAAGAUCUUACUUGGUGCAGAACAUGAACAAUUGUCUUGGAAACAAUAACUUUAAUUUUCCUAUUGUUUUAAAACAAAAUAUAUUUUUCUUUAUAAUAUACUAAUCAUACUUAU
Molecule: messenger RNA, 1187 nt
Organism: Mytilus trossulus (common blue mussel)
Lineage: Eukaryota; Metazoa; Mollusca; Bivalvia; Mytilida; Mytilidae
Product: MAM and LDL-receptor class A domain-containing protein 1-like
Exons: 6
Coding region: 77-1042 (321 amino acids)
Cellular component (GO): membrane
Source: RefSeq, a predicted model, not a curated record